Molecule: messenger RNA, 2866 nt
Organism: Hevea brasiliensis (rubber tree)
Lineage: Eukaryota; Viridiplantae; Streptophyta; Magnoliopsida; Malpighiales; Euphorbiaceae
Product: heat shock protein 90-5, chloroplastic
Exons: 18
Coding region: 169-2556 (795 amino acids)
Biological process (GO): cellular response to heat; protein folding; protein stabilization
Cellular component (GO): cytosol; protein-containing complex; perinuclear region of cytoplasm
Molecular function (GO): ATP hydrolysis activity; ATP binding; ATP-dependent protein folding chaperone
Source: RefSeq, a predicted model, not a curated record
CGUCCAAAAACAAUACCUCUUUGUCAUCUGUCUAGAACCCUCUUCUCUUCCCCUUAAACCCCUCGAGGGUUUUUAGUUUUCUUUGCAAUCUGGAUAGCGGUUGAUUGAUCGCCCAAAAUAUCUCUUGUAGCAACUGACUGCUACUCCCUUUUAUCUGUCUAGGGCUCGAUGGCUCCAGUUCUGAGCAGAAGCUUAGGUGCUUCUGCUUCUUUGGUCUCCCCUCCCUUUUCCACACCCUUCUCACGUAAACACCUUAACCUGAAGUCCUUUUGUCUAAGAAGUCCCUUUUUGCCACAGAAUAACGGUCUUAAAAGGGGGUUUUCCUGUACUGGCCUAAGUUGGAAACUUGAGAAACGAAAUAAUCGAAUUGCUGUCAGGUGCGAGGCGGCCGUCGCUGAGAAAGAGGCCGCUGAUUCUUCUGGCGAGAAAUUCGAGUAUCAAGCUGAGGUUAGUCGCCUAUUGGAUUUGAUAGUUCACAGUCUUUACAGCCACAAGGAAGUAUUCCUUAGAGAGCUUGUGAGCAAUGCAAGCGAUGCUUUAGAUAAGUUGAGGUUUUUAAGUGUGACUGAGCCAUCUUUGCUUGGAGAUGCUGGUGACUUGGAGAUUCGCAUAAAACCUGAUCCAGACAAUGGGACCGUCACCAUAACAGACACAGGCAUUGGAAUGACAAAAGAAGAGCUCAUUGACUGUCUUGGAACCAUUGCUCAGAGUGGCACUUCAAAAUUCCUUAAGGCUCUUAAGGAAAAUAAGGAUCUUGGGGCAGACAAUGGUUUGAUUGGUCAAUUUGGUGUUGGGUUCUAUUCUGCUUUUCUUGUGGCUGAGAAGGUUGUAGUGGCUACGAAGAGCCCAAUGUCAGAUAGGCAAUAUGUUUGGGAAGCAGUAGCUGACAGUAGCUCUUACUUGAUUAAGGAAGAAAGUGAUCCUGACAAGCUCCUACGUCGCGGAACACAAAUUACACUUUAUUUAAGGGAGGACGAUAAAUAUGAAUUCUCAGAUCCAGUCAAAAUUCAGGGUUUGGUGAAGAACUACUCACAAUUUGUUUCUUUCCCCAUCUAUACAUGGCAAGAGAAAUCAAGGACUGUUGAGGUGGAAGAGGAGGAAGAACCAAGAGAAGGAGAAGAAGCAAAACCAGAGGAUGAGAAGAAGAAAACAAAGAAAACUAAAACUGAGAAGUAUUGGGAUUGGGAGUUGGCCAAUGAAACAAAGCCAAUAUGGAUGCGAAGUCCAAAGGAAGUUGAAAAGGAUGAGUACCAUGAGUUUUACAAGAAAACAUUUAAUGAAUUCUUGGACCCACUUGCAUGCACGCAUUUCACUACAGAGGGAGAGGUGGAGUUUAGGAGUGUUCUAUACAUACCUGGAAUGGGACCUCUUAACAAUGAGGAGGUUGUGAAUCCAAAAACAAAGAAUAUACGCUUGUAUGUGAAGCGGGUAUUUAUCUCUGAUGAUUUUGAUGGAGAGCUGUUUCCACGAUAUCUGAGCUUUGUGAAGGGUGUGGUUGACUCUGAUGAUCUUCCUCUUAAUGUCUCUCGAGAAAUUCUUCAAGAGAGUCGAAUUGUAAGAAUUAUGAGAAAGAGACUUGUCAGGAAAACAUUUGACAUGAUUCAAGAGCUCUCAGAAAGUGAAAAUAAGGAGGAUUACAAGAAAUUCUGGGAGAAUUUUGGCAGGUUUCUCAAAUUAGGAUGUAUUGAAGACACUGGUAAUCACAAGCGCAUAACUCCUUUGCUGCGGUUCUACACCUCCAAAAGUGAGGAUGAACUCACAACCUUAGAUGAGUAUGUUGAGAACAUGGGGGAACACCAGAAGGCUAUCUAUUACCUGGCAACAGACAGCUUGAAAAGUGCUAAGAGUGCCCCAUUCUUGGAGAAGUUGGUUCAGAAAGGAAUUGAGGUUCUUUACUUAAUUGAGCCUAUUGAUGAAGUUGCCAUCCAGAACCUGCAGACCUACAAAGAAAAGAAAUUUGUUGAUAUCAGCAAGGAAGAUCUAGAACUUGGUGAUGAGGAUGACGUCAAAGAAAGGGAAACUAAACAGGAAUUCAAUCUCCUUUGUGAUUGGAUCAAGCAACAGCUUGGUGACAAGGUUGCCAAAGUCCAAGUUUCAAAGCGUCUAAGCUCAUCUCCCUGUGUGCUUGUUUCUGGCAAGUUUGGUUGGUCAGCCAAUAUGGAAAGGUUGAUGAAAGCACAAGCUCUUGGAGACACUUCCAGCUUGGAGUUCAUGAGAGGAAGGAGAAUAUUGGAGAUUAAUCCAGAUCACCCCAUCAUUAAAGACUUAAAUGCUGCAUGCAAGAAUGUGCCUGAUAGCAGUGAUGCCAAGAGAGCUGUUGAUCUCCUAUACGACACAGCAUUGAUCUCCAGUGGAUUUUCGCCUGACAGCCCAGCUGAGUUGGGUAACAAGAUAUAUGAGAUGAUGGCUAUGGCACUUGGCGGUAGAUGGGGCAGAUCUGAAGAUGACGAGGCAGAUAAUGCUGCAGAAUCUGUUGCCAAUGCGGAUAAAGCUACAGAGCCAGAAGUAGUUGAACCAUCAGAAGUGAGGGCAGAGAAUGAUCCUUGGAACGAUUAAGUGUUUACAUGUUAGAAAUUUUUGGGUAUUAUUUCAUGAACCUCAGGGGAAAUAUGCAUUCAAGAGCGAAGAUCUCUGUGGAAGAGAGUAAAGAGCACUGGUAAAAUUUGUGGUGGGAAAAGAAUAGUCUCUUUCUGCUGAUGAUUUAUAGUUGAAGAGAUGAAGUGUUGUAUGUUUGUCAAUGUCAUGAGGUGAAAACAAUGGCAGAAACUGCACUCUUUCCUUGCUCUUCCUAUAAAGAGUUUGAACCAUUGCCAAACUUGCUUGUUGCUACCAAGCCGAGUGUAAAUCUCAAUAAUUUUUUUUUAAA